AUGUCUGACGGUUGUUACAAUUGUGGUCGUACUGGGCACUUUGCUCGCGAAUGUAGAAUGGGAAGCUCUGGUGGACGUGGUGGUGGCAGCGGAGGUGGAGGUGGCGGUGGAUUCCGUGGCGGUCGAUCGGGACGAUCAGAUACAUGCUACACUUGCGGACAGCCCGGACACAUUGCCCGUGAUUGUACAAGUGAACGCAGCGGUGGCGGAAGCGGUGGAUAUGGUGGUGGCCGGGGCGCAUGUUAUAACUGUGGUGGAACCGGACAUCUCGCUCGUGAUUGCACGAGUUCACAGCGCGGUGGUAGUUAUGGUGGUGGUGGCGGUGGUCGCGGAUGCUACAACUGCGGCGAUACUGGUCAUGUGGCACGUAGCUGCCCCAGUCAGAGAAAUGGAACAAGUUCUGUUCAGUGUUACAGGUGUCACCAGUAUGGUCACUUCGCACGAGAUUGUACGGAGAGUGCGGCGGCAGCAGAAGCCUAG
This is a messenger RNA of Echinostoma caproni, 480 nucleotides long. The record is from the annotation of a GenBank genome assembly. NCBI's taxonomy places the organism in Eukaryota, Metazoa, Platyhelminthes, Trematoda, Plagiorchiida, Echinostomatidae.